Messenger RNA from Acomys russatus (golden spiny mouse), 759 nucleotides. RefSeq names its product signal recognition particle 19 (gene Srp19). Gene Ontology annotation, cellular component: signal recognition particle, endoplasmic reticulum targeting. The transcript has 5 exons. Gene Ontology annotation, biological process: SRP-dependent cotranslational protein targeting to membrane; SRP-dependent cotranslational protein targeting to membrane, signal sequence recognition. The coding region runs from base 49 to 483 and encodes 144 amino acids. Gene Ontology annotation, molecular function: 7S RNA binding. The record is from RefSeq and is a predicted model, not a curated record. Lineage: Eukaryota; Metazoa; Chordata; Mammalia; Rodentia; Muridae.
UCCUGCUUGGCCUGCUGGGCUGGCGCGGCUGUCUGAGCUCCGGUGGAAAUGGCUUGCGCGGCGGCGCGGUCUCCCGCCGAGCAGGACAGGUUUAUUUGUAUCUACCCUGCUUAUUUAAAUAAUAAGAAGACCAUAGCAGAGGGGAGGCGGAUUCCCAUAAAUAAGGCUGUAGAAAACCCCACUGCUACUGAGAUUCAAGACGUAUGCUCAGCAGCUGGACUGAAUGCAUCUCUGGAGAAAAACAAAAUGUACUCCAGAGAGUGGAACCGUGACGUUCAGUACAGAGGCAGAGUCCGCGUGCAGCUCAAGCAGGAAGAUGGCAGCCUCUGCCUUGUGCAGUUCCCAUCACGUAAAGCAGUGAUGCUCUAUGUAGCCGAGAUGAUUCCCAAGCUGAAAACAAGGACACAGAAGACAGGCGGCGCUGACCCGGGUCCUCAGCAAGGAGAGGGGAGUAAAAAAGGGAAAGGAAAGAAAAAGAAAUGAUGUCGUGUGAACGUGAAGCGCACAGCCCUACUGUGAGAGACGUGGGCGUCUUUGCAUCUGAGGGAACAGCGGUUUGUUUGUCAUUUAACUGAACUGUGAACAAGUGUGUCUCCCAUCUUCAUCAGCAGAGUUAACAAUGAAAUGAGUUUACAUCAAAAGUGUGCAUCUAGCUUUUAUACUGUAAAAAGGAAAGACUGUGUGUGUGGAAGAAAGAAGAAUAUUUUUUAACAGCUAAUGACUGUCCCAUAAGUUACUUGAAAUCCGUUAUCUGUUUGU